This is a messenger RNA of Culicoides brevitarsis, 1130 nucleotides long. Its product is annotated as ankyrin repeat and SAM domain-containing protein 6-like. Bases 156 to 860 code for a protein of 234 amino acids. Gene Ontology annotation, molecular function: protein binding. NCBI's taxonomy places the organism in Eukaryota, Metazoa, Arthropoda, Insecta, Diptera, Ceratopogonidae. The record is from RefSeq and is a predicted model, not a curated record. The transcript has 3 exons.
AAGUGUCAGUUCAGUCAGAUACCCAAGCUCUCCCGAAGAUCGGUGAAAUUUUAAAGUUUUUUCGUUUUUAUCGUGAUUUAAAGCAAAAAAAGUGUGCAGGACCAUUCAAAUCUUUAGAAAUUAGGAAAACGACAACGCUUGUACCGGAAUUUAUCAUGGCAAACACAUCCUUCAAAAGUUCUCCCAUCACCCCAAUGCUCGGAAUAAGUGAGAGUUUCUUCCACGGAUCUCCCUUCAACUCGUCCAAUGACUCGUUGUUAAGUGUCGAAUGGCGCAAAAAGACAAAUAAUCUGAACACGCGUACCUUUUCGCCGGGCAGUCGAUUCGUCAAGUCGCCAAAUAUUUCGCCCAUCAUCAAGAAAAUCGGCAAAAUGACUAUCGCUGAGGAGCCAGCGGCCGAUGAUUCGUCCUCGUCGAUAUCGUCGUGCGACAAAACUUUUACGAUUAACGCGAAUUUGUCCACUGACGCAAUAACUGCGAGUCCUCAGACUCCCACGAAUGGCUCCACGUUUGUCAUUACGCACAAUUAUCGAAAAAAUGCCGGAAUUGCGAAACAAAUGACUUCGGAACGAGAAAAAGCACACAAGCGUCGAACGAUGUUCUUGUUGCCACCUACUCCGACAACCAUUAGAGACAACAACAAGCUGAAUACAUCGGAUUUUGAGCAUAAAUUCACUGUGGACACGAUCCUCAAGGAGAUUGGAAUGACUAAAUUUAUUAAUUUGUUCGAAAGUGAAGAGAUAAAUAUCGCAGCAUUUUUGACACUAGAUGACAAUGACUUAAUCUCCAUUGGCAUCAUGGAUCCCGAUGAACGCCGCGAAAUCAUAAAAGCUGUCGAAACUUAUCAGUUUUUAAAAUAAUUCCGUAUUUUUUUUAACCAAACUUUAUUUAAUUUGUCCCCAAUUCUUAACUUUUAUUCAAAAAAAAAAAAAAAAGAGUAGCAGAGCUUCCUUAUGAAAAUUUUGAGUUUGUCCAUGUUUGAUUCCUCAUUGUUCCUUUUCUUUAUACAUCGAAUGAUUGACCAACUCAAAAUUUGUUAAAUAUUUUUAAAAACGAUUGCAUGAUCAAGAAAAAAAAUGUUUGAAAUUUAAAAAAAAAUAAUAAAAAAUUAAAAUAUUGUUAACGAAAAA